AUGGAACAAAAUACAAGUCCCAUGACCUCAACAAUCCCUGACUCUCGAACAAAAGCGCGGGGUGAUAAAUUCAAUGCCGAGGUUAACUGCGCAUGGCCACACGUGACCAACGAUGCUGCCACUGAGUCUCUAGAUGAGCUUGCCAAAAGGAAUGUAGCUCCUUUCCUUGCAGAACAUCAACCUCGACAAUAUGCGCCUCUCCGAUCUAAAGAUGGUGAACCCACAGUGCCACGUAUAGUCAACUCGGAAUACUGCUAUCGCCACCAACCGGAUUCCAAGUGCAGGCCGGAUGAGCAAUCAAUGCGCAAUUUACAACAGGACUUGAAUGGUCUCCCAGAGAGUGACCAGAAGGGUAUUUCUCAUGUUUGGUCAAUGUUCUCUGCCGCCCCCGCCAAACAACGCACUUUGAUGCUACAGGGAAUCCUCGCACAGUGCUGUUUCCCUCAACUUUCCUUCCUCUCUGCCAGCGUCCGUGAAUUGAUCCGAAUCGAUUUCCUCAGCGCUCUGCCCCCGGAGCUUUCCUUCAAAAUUCUCCAACACCUCGAUACUGCUUCCCUCUGUCGCGUCGCGCAGGUCUCCCAUCGCUGGAGAGCGCUUGCCGACGAUGAUGUGGUUUGGCACCGAAUGUGUGAACAACACAUUCGCCGCAAGUGUAAUAAGUGUGGAUGGGGUCUUCCUCUUCUCGAUCGCAAGCGUUUGCGUGAAGCGAAACGCGAAAUCGAACUUCGAGCAACCAAUUGGAGCAGUGAUUUGGCUGCAGGAGUUCCGGAGGGCGCUCCCAAUGAAACUUGCUCUGAUAUGAAUCCCAUUGUCGGUAAUAAACGCAAGGUUGAGCCUGAGGAUGAUGACCAGAGUAGCGCUAUGAUCAAGCGCCACUGUCUUGCAGCAGCUUACCGCUCAGAGCCAGACGAGGAAGACUAUUUCAAAACUCGCUACCGCCCCUGGAAGGAGGUUUAUCGCGACCGGUUCAUUGUCGGGUUGAACUGGAAGCAUCGUCGUUGUUCGGUCAAACUUUUCAGAGGCCACACUGACAGUGUGAUGUGUCUUCAGUUUGAAGAUAACAUUUUGAUGACGGGUUCUUACGACGCCACAGUCAAGAUCUGGGACUUGGAAACUGGCGAUGAGCUACGUACGCUCCGUGGACACACCGCGGGUGUACGCUGCCUCCAGUUUGAUGACACCAAAUUGAUCACAGGCAGUCUAGAUCGAAGCAUCAGAGUAUGGAACUGGCGUACUGGAGAAUGUAUCUCCAAGUACAAUGGCCACAGUGAAGCGGUGAUCGCCCUUCACUUUGACUCAACCCUCCUUGCAUCUGCCUCUGUGGACAGAACAGUAAAAAUCUGGAACUUCAAGGACAAGUCCAAGUUUGCACUGACGCAUCCCGAGGGUGUCAAUGCAGUCAAGAUUGAUACUGCUUCUCGUACCGUCUUGACUGCCUGUGAUGAUGGUGCAGCUCGUCUAUGGGAUCUCGACACCAAGACUUGCAUCCGAGUUUUCCAUAACCACAUCGGUGCUGUCCAGCAAGUCAUUGCUUUACCACGUGAAAUUGAAAUUGAAAGUCACCUGGCAGACUGCGAGACGGAUCAUUUGAGCUCAUCCUCCGUAAACGGCGAUGCUCCAAUUCAUACUCUUUCUCCCUUCCUCGAGCACAAAUCUUUAUCCGUGCAACCUUCGUCCUUUGGCUCAUCCUUUGAUCAGGACAAGGAUCGUUUGGACCCACCUCGGUAUAUCAUGACCAGUGGUGUUGAUGCUACUAUUCGACUUUGGGAAACCAACACAGGUCGAUGCCUGCGCACAUUCUUCGGGCAUCUAGAGGGUAUCUGGGCUCUAUCAGCCGAUACUCUACGCAUUGCCACGGGCGGGUUGGACCGUAUGGUAAAAAUCUGGGAUCCCCGCAUCCCUACCUGUCAAGACACCUAUGAAGGCCACUCUGCGGCAGUCAACUGCAUCGGACUAAGUGACAGUCGCUUCAUCACCGGCAGUGACGACUACCAUGUCCGCAUGUACGACUUUCGGGCCUAA
This is a messenger RNA of Penicillium taxi, 2022 nucleotides long. Its product is annotated as E3 ubiquitin ligase complex SCF subunit sconB. The record is from RefSeq and is a predicted model, not a curated record. Gene Ontology annotation, molecular function: protein binding. NCBI's taxonomy places the organism in Eukaryota, Fungi, Ascomycota, Eurotiomycetes, Eurotiales, Aspergillaceae. The coding region runs from base 1 to 2022 and encodes 673 amino acids. The transcript has 2 exons.